Molecule: messenger RNA, 1279 nt
Organism: Myripristis murdjan (pinecone soldierfish)
Lineage: Eukaryota; Metazoa; Chordata; Actinopteri; Holocentriformes; Holocentridae
Gene: tmem230a
Product: transmembrane protein 230a
Exons: 4
Coding region: 113-478 (121 amino acids)
Biological process (GO): synaptic vesicle transport
Cellular component (GO): synaptic vesicle; endomembrane system
Source: RefSeq, a predicted model, not a curated record
CGGGAAAACAAGGAAGUUGACUCUUCACUAAUGCAAACACCAUAUGCCAGUCCUGCGGCAGUAGAUAGACACAGAGGAAGGGUAACACUUUUCUCCACUGCUGUUUCUCGUAAUGAUGCCAGCUAGGAGCAAUGUAUUGGGUGGUGGAGUGUCAAACAACAAAGUCAAGUAUUCAAGGCUGGCUGCUGACGAUGACGGUUACAUAGACUUGCAGUUCAAGAAAAGUCCACCCAAAGUCCCGUACAAGGCGAUUGCCCUGGCAACGUUCCUUUUUUUGAUUGGCUCCCUACUGAUCAUUAUCGGGGCUCUUCUUCUGGCAGGAUCCAUAAAGGUUGAGCAUCCCGACCGCACAAUUCCUGUCCUCAUCAUUGGGAUACUCGUCUUCCUUCCCGGAUUCUACCAUCUGAGAAUCGCCUACUAUGCUUCCAAGGGUUAUCGGGGUUACUCCUAUGACGACAUCCCUGAUUUUGGUGACUGAGCCAAUCGAAUAAGCGCCAAAUGAAUGAGCAUAUCAGAGUAUUUCACUGUGUACCUUGAGAGACUGUUACCUGCCGUUUACCUGGAAUUUCUAGUGUACCAAUGAAGUGCAUUACAAAGUGACUGAACUUGAAAUGACUGUUGGUUUAUUGCUGAUCGUAUCUGCUCUACAGUGGAUCUCUGUCUUUUGCCACAGGUGCACCAUAUGCAGCUUUUUUAACUUCUACAGUUUUUACUCUCUCGUUUAAUCUCUGCUUUGCUGUAUCUCAGUGCUUAUCCUCCACUGAAACGCCUGAAGACGUUUAGAGGUGUGAAAUAUUCAAUUCUUUGUUGACAGCGAGCCAAUCAGAUAAUGAGCAAAAGAUGUCAGGCCAGCUGCUCACCUGCAACAAUGGAGCUCCAUUAUUAUUGCUCCAAACGUUUUCCUUCAAAGGUUUACUCUCGUGCGAUAGUGUCACUAAGUGCUCUUUGCACAGUAGCAUCUUUAAACAUAUUCAUGAAUGUCAGUAUACCACAAAGUAUAUAUGCUUAUAUACAAAGCUUGGCUAUAUUUCUUCCAAAGGAUUAUCUUUGCAGUGCUAUCCAAAGAUUGGUUACUUUGUCUAAGUAUAAUAUAUUCUGAAUGAAUGUCUUACUUUUUUUUUUUUUUUUUUUAGUUUAUAUACGCUGCUGUAUGUAGUAUUGAUGUAUGUGCAUGUUUCAUGGUUUUGGAAUAGGCUGUCAAAGAAAGCUGUAUUUUUGUCAUUCAUGCUUUGUUUUUAUUGAGAGACAUUGAGACAUAAAAUAAAAUGAUUGAUAGAAA